AUGGCUACCAGUGAGAAAUUAAUUGUUUCUUGCCGAAUCCGGCCGUCUUUAAUAAAUUCAGGAAAUGAUAAUCAAUCUAUUGCUGUAGAUUCUUUAAAUAAUACGGUUUCAAUAUAUGAUAGUGAUAGUGAGCACACAAAAUAUACAUUUGACAAUGUAUUUGAUAGAAAUUCUACCCAGGUUGAAAUUUUUGAAAAACUUGGAAAAAGAAUUGUUGAUGGAUGUAUAACAGGUGUUAAUGGAACUAUAUUCGUUUAUGGACAAACUGGUUCAGGUAAAACAUGGACGAUGUUAGGACCAAUUGAUGGGAAAGAAAAUAAUAUUGAAAAUCAAGGGUUGAUUCAAAGAUCUAUUAAUUAUCUUUUAUUAAAAUUGGAAAAAAUUAAGACAUCUCGUUGUUCUGUAUCUUUUGCAAUCAAUGCUCAAUGUAUUCAACUUUACAAAGAAACUUUAUAUGAUCUCCAAACUCCACAUUUACAGAAAAUAACAUUGAAAACACGACCUCAAGGAAUUGUUGUUGAAGGUGCUACUAAUACAUUUAUCAAUACUUCAUCUGAUUUACAAAAAAUGUUGAAAGAGGCAUGGACAAAUAGAAUUGUUUCAGAGACAUCUAUUAAUGCUGAGUCAUCUAGAUCUCAUGCUAUUUUUACGUUUGAUAUUGAAAUUAAAGAGACGAUUGAAGAUGCAGUUUAUGUACGUAAAUCUUGUUUAAAUUUGGUUGAUUUAGCAGGUUCGGAACGUAUAAAUAUGUCAAGUAUUGAUACAGAACGUAUUCCUGAAACAGCUGCUAUUAACAAGUCACUUCUUCAAUUAGGUCGUGUCAUUCGGUCCUUAUCAACUUCGAAUAACUCGUAUGUUGCAUAUAGGGAUUCUCUUCUAACUCAACUUCUUCGAGAUUCAUUAGGUGGAAAUGCCAGGACAGCAGUAAUUGUCAAUUGUCAUCCAGAUCGAAGAUUCAAAGAAGAGUCUAUAUCUACAUUAAAUUUUGCAAUGAAUUGUAUGAAAGUUAUAAAUAAAGCAAGAGUAAAUGAAGAUUUACGUGCUAAAAAUGUUGAUGUUUAUAAAAAUCUUUUAUCUAAAUCAAAGGAAGAAUUAUAUUUAUUAACUAAAGAGUUUGAAAAACUUCAAGAGAAGAAAGACAUUUCAAAUAAAGAAUUUGAUGCUAUUCGUGCAGAGAACAAUAGUCUUGAAAAACAACUAUUAAAAAAAAAUGAAGAUCUAGAGAAAUUACAUGGGCAGUUUGUUAAACUUGAAGAGGAACAUGCUAAAGAUGUAAUGGAAUACAAAAUUAGUAUUACUGAUUUAAAAACUCAACUGUCUGAAUUGAUAAACAUCAGUAGAAGUAGACAACCAUCAGACAGCAAGAAGAAUCGUAGAAGAGCCAUACAUGUUCCAACAAAUUUGAACAAACUUGUUGAAGAAACUAAAUUAAAUAUUGACAAAGAUCAAGAACAAAUGAACUUAACAUUUGCUUCUUCUGCUCAACAAUCUUCUGAAAUUGAAAUGUUAAAAGUGGAGAAACUUCGUCUUGAAGUAGAGAUAAACAAUUUAUCGAAUACAAUAAGAAAUAAAGAAUCAAUUAUUGAAAAAUAUGAGAAUUUGGAAAAUGAAAAAAUUCAACAAUAUAUGAGUAAGGUUAUUGACCUUGAGAUGGUAAUAGAUGAAUUGAGGGAAAAACUUCAUAGUUCGGAAGUUAGAGAAUCUAGAAAUGAAGUUGAAAUUGAAAGUUUGAGAAAAAUUGUCGAUGAUAAUUCAGUGACAUUAAAGGAAUCUCUUGAAAAUGUUGAGUUACUCCAGAGUAAACUUUUAACAGCAGAACAAAAUUGUGAUGACCUUAAACAGCAAAUAGCAGCUAAAGAUAUAGAAUUAGAAAAUGCACUUUAUGAAAUUGAUAAUCUUAAGCUGUUUAAUAAAAAAGAGUUAAAGGAAAAACUUGAAGAACAAAAAGCCAAACUUUGUGAGGAAUUUAAUAACGAUGAUGUUAUUGAAGAAGUUAAAAAAAAUUAUGCUAUAAUUACUGAAGAGUUGAAAAGUAAAGUAGCUGAAAGUGAUAAAAUAAAUGCUGAUUUAAGAAAUGCUCUAUCACAGGUAACACAACAAUUGAAUGAACAAAAUGUUACCAAUAAAAAUUUAAUUGAAAAAGAAAAUAUAUUACUUAAACAGGAGAUAGAAGCAGUUACAACUCAAAACGAUGAACUUUUUGUGAAGAUAAAAGAGUUAGAAGAUUUAAAUAAACUUGAAACUAACAAAAUGGCUAAACAAUAUGAAGAAAUCAACCAAGCAUUAUUAAAGACUAAGAAAGAAAAAGAAAGUUUAGAAAUGCAGAUAAGAUCUAUGGUUGAAUCUGUACUUAAUCAAUGUUUCUCACCGAAUGAUUUUAGGAUGUCUGUUUUAUCUUCAUUUAAUUCAUCUUCUUCUAUUUAUGAUGCUGUUGUAUCUAAAGUUAAAGAAAUGAAAGAUCAAUUAUUAAAUGAUAAGUGUCAAAGAGAAUUUACUGAAGAGAUUCUUAAACGAGCACAAGAAGAAAGAGAUGAAUGGGAGGAGAAAUAUUUGAAACUAGAAGAUGAGUUUAAAAAGUUAAAUGAAAAAGAGGAUAUUUCUGAAGAAAUUAAAUUUACUAGCCCAGUAAAAAAAGUUGGUACAAAAAAAUCAGAACCUCGUAAAAAAGUAUUAAAAGAACAGGAACAACCAAGUAUUACGGAGUCAGUUAGAAGAUCAACAAGAAAAAAGAAAACUACAUGCUAA
This is a messenger RNA of Strongyloides ratti, 2745 nucleotides long. Its product is annotated as Kinesin-like protein KIF15. NCBI's taxonomy places the organism in Eukaryota, Metazoa, Nematoda, Chromadorea, Rhabditida, Strongyloididae. The record is from RefSeq and is a predicted model, not a curated record. Gene Ontology annotation, molecular function: microtubule motor activity; ATP binding; microtubule binding. The transcript is spliced from 2 exons. Gene Ontology annotation, biological process: microtubule-based movement. The coding region runs from base 1 to 2745 and encodes 914 amino acids.